This is a messenger RNA of Zea mays, 2226 nucleotides long. Its product is annotated as nitric oxide synthase interacting protein. The transcript is spliced from 4 exons. The record is from RefSeq and is a predicted model, not a curated record. The coding region runs from base 1604 to 2068 and encodes 154 amino acids. Gene Ontology annotation, cellular component: nucleus. Lineage: Eukaryota; Viridiplantae; Streptophyta; Magnoliopsida; Poales; Poaceae. Gene Ontology annotation, molecular function: ubiquitin protein ligase activity.
GGAAGAAUAAUACAGAGGAAAGAAUCAAAGUGCAGAAUCUAUAUUCAUCCGAUGGUGGCUUCUUGGGAUGAAUAUAUAUUCUUUCCUUUAAACUCUCAUGUUUAUUCUUUACUUGGAUGAGUGCUGAAGUUAUAGAAUAAGCAAAGGAAAGAAUCUAAAAUACACCAUCGUGGAAUAUAGAUUCUUUCCUUUGAUUGAAUAAUACAUAUUCUUUAGCCACAAUUGUUUUAGGUCCUCAACACAUUGCAUUUUAGGGUGUGAUCUUGUCAAAGUCUGCUUCGGUUCCAAAAACUGAAGUUAUGCACCAGUUUCAGAUUAUGCAGUUAUAGAGCGAUGAUAGGCCAGUUGAUUUCGGGCCACAUUUGUCUACAGACAUACUGCUCCUGACUCAUUCAGUCAGCUAAGUAUAACAACGAAUAUAAUAACUAAUUAUAUUUGUUUCAUAUAACCCUUCCACGUUAUAAUCUUUAAUAUGUAUCCACUCAAACUUUGUGGUCCUCAACACAUUGCAUUUUAGGGUGUAUUUAAUGUAGUAGAAUCCAUACCUCACAUUUUGGCAACUUACACUUAUGCCACUUGGUGCUCCACCGAUCAUAGUGCCGCUUGCGGCUUAGGGUGCAUUUCGUGGAUUCCGGGAUACAAUGACACCAUUGUAUGCUGUGUGUAUGUCUUUGCCACUUCAUUUUGACAAAAUAUUGUAACACAUAACACUAUUUUUUCCCAUCUAGAAUUGCUUACACCUUGCUAUUUAAACGGAUAUUAUUUUGUUGUAAAUAACUUUUGUUUUUUUAUUCAAGCUACUCAAUGUAAUUGAUUCGAAAUGUGAGCUUCAUAAAUCUUAGGAAGCCAUUGCCUUUUGCUGCUAUGGUAUAUUGCUUUCUAAGAUGCGUGUAGCUGUUAUAACUCAUAAUUAUUCUUUUUAAGACUCCUGAGAGGAAAUUUGUGACAAAAAUAUCUGCUCUGGAAAUUUGUAAUGAGAUUGUGAAUGGCCUUCUACAAUCUGACUCUGCUCCCCUUCGGUUAUUAGAUGAUCCUGAGAAAUGAACCAUUGUGGAGAAGUUGCAAGAAGAAAUUGCUUAGGACAACUAACAUCUGAGGCAUCCAAGCAGGAUUUGUGAAGCAACGAACACAACGCGCGCCAAGGCGCGCAUAAGUUACUAGUUCGAAAAACAACAACGACCUCGCCUUCUUCACGUACGAGGAGAAGCGGAAGCUCGGGUACGGCACGCAGCGGGAGCGCCUGGGAAAGGACUCCAUCAAGCCCUUCGACGCCUGCUGCCUCUGCCUCAAGCCGCUCAUCGGCCCGCUCUGCUGCCCCAAGGGCCACACAUUCUGUAAGGAGUGCAUCCUCGAGUGCCUCCUCUACCAGAAGAAGGACAUCAAGCGCAAGCUAGCUGCACAUGAGGUCCAGAAAAAGCAAGAGAAGGAAGAGGAAGAGGAGAAGCUAAUUCUGCAGAAGGCUAAGGAGUUGGAUGCCUUUGACCAGCAGAAUCAUGGACCUGUUCCCCAGUACCAUGAUCGCAGUGGUUCGCAAGACAAGAAUGGGUUUCAUGGAGCAAAUAAUGUGAAGGUCACUUCUUUUGAAGACGAAGCCCUUCGCAAUAUGAAGGCAUUCUGGCUCCCUUCAGCUACUCCUGAAGCUACGGUCAAGGUAGACGUGCCCUCCAUCCACACUGUUUGCCCGGAGGGGCAGGAGAAGCUCAAGUUGAAAUCGCUCUUCCCUAUCUCGUUCACGGAAGAAACUGCUGAUCAGAAGAGCAGUAAGGCAGUGGAAAAAAAGAGCUACAUGUGCCCUAGUUGCAAGUCCACUAUCACAAAUACCAUGUCCCUUGUGGCGGUCAGCACCUGUGGCCAUGUCUUCUGCAAGAAAUGUUAUGACAAGUUUCUAGUGAAGGAUAAAGCUUGCUUGGAGUGCAGCAAACCAUUCAGGGAGAGGAAUCUGGUUCCAUUGGAGAAAGGAGGAACCGGGUUUGCUGCACAUGAUGAACGCCUAGAGGCAAGAUAUUUCAAGCAUUUGGGUAGUGGCUCUGGGUUAGGACUAGUGAAGCCUGCACCAAAAACUUACUAACCUUGAAUAAUUAUAGCCGUUGUUGUAUUGUUUACCUUGGUGUCAUGAAAUUAUAUAACCUAGAAAUGAGAACUCCAUCAAGUUCCCAAUUGCCGCUGUAACUUCUAUAUACAUGUAUGCAGAUGUUGAUUUUAGGUAUCUUUAAGACCUUAACGACA